AUGUCGUUUCUCAAUCGGCUAGUAACGUUUCUAGGCCUUUCCAACCCGUCUCCGUCUCCUCCACCGGGCGCUCUUCUCGCGGCGACCAUCACCGUGCCCGCCUCGCUCGGCUUCGUCCCUGUCGCGGUACACUUCGAUCUUUUCGCAGUCCUAGUCCAACUAGGCGAUGCGACCGCCGAGGAAGUCGCCAGUGCAGCUAAUGCGCAGCUUAAACCCGGGGAGCCGCAAAUUGGCGUCCUCCUCGCUUCCGACACACUCUACAUAAUGUCCGGUCUCGGCCUCCUCGACCAGAUCUCCGAAACCAUGUUCCGCGCAAACGCAAUAACAAAGCACCUGGUCUCCAUGCCAUCGGCACAACACGGCGCCCUCCACUUCACAACAGAAGAUUUACUAGCCGCCGCCUUCACAAUGCGCAAACUGGUCGCGACAAACUUCGCGUACCCCUUCGCCGACGCCGACGGCCCGAUUCAGCACGCUUACAAGCUCAUGGGUAAUGAGGCGCUCGCCAAGGAACACACGUACACCAUCAUGGAGCGCGAGGGCCGCAUGGAGAGCUUUAAUGAGUUUAUGGUGGGUAAGUUCCUUAAGUAUGGUACUUUUCCAUCUCGUGUACAGGAGUUGGGGUAUGACCUUGCUUCCGCACUUGCCCCCGCACUUGCCCCCGCACUUGCCCCUACACCUAGCCAAGGCGAGGGAGUGGUCAUGGUCGACAUCGGCGGCGGCAAGGGCGAACUCCUCCUCGAAGUACAGUCUGCAUACCCGCACCUCCGCCGCGAUCAAUUAGUGGUGCAGGAAUUCAACGCGGAGAUCGAAACCUCCUUGCCCCCGGAUGCUGGUUCAAGUGAGGCAGGGUUCACAACAAUGGAAUGGAACUACAAAAUUUCCCCCAUUCAACCCAUCCACAACGCAAACAUCUACUCCCUCCAACAUAUCCUGCACAACCUCCCGGAUCUCGACGCGGUGUCACUGCUGCAGAAACUCCGGAAGGCGAUGGGGGCCCACUCGCGCAUUCUGAUUAUCGAGUAUGCGAAAAAUCGGACGUAUACACAUUUGCAUGCUAGUAUGAUUGCCCUAUAUGGAGGGCGAGAGCGGAGUUCGCAGGAGUGGAGGGCUCUUGCCGAGGUGUCUGGGUUGGUUGUUGGGUUCGAGAAGUAUGUGGAGAAGGGGGAGAGUCUGGUUGAGAUGCGCCUCGCGGAGGGUUGA
This is a messenger RNA of Penicillium argentinense, 1203 nucleotides long. RefSeq names its product putative O-methyltransferase. The record is from RefSeq and is a predicted model, not a curated record. Gene Ontology annotation, molecular function: O-methyltransferase activity. The coding region runs from base 1 to 1203 and encodes 400 amino acids. The transcript has 4 exons. Lineage: Eukaryota; Fungi; Ascomycota; Eurotiomycetes; Eurotiales; Aspergillaceae.